ACUCAGCCUUGCAAAUUUCUUUCUUGAAAUUUUCUUCAUUCUCUAGAUCACCGUCUGCUAGUUGGCGUAAAAGUUCUAGAAAAUUUAGUUUUUAAGGCGAAUCAGGAUCCCCAAAAAUCUUUGUAAGCCAUCUAGGUACAGGUACCUAGAUAACGGGGGGAACUUUUCCUUAAAGUAAGAAGAAGUGGAAGGCACGCAACUACGAACUACUGCCCCGCCAAAUAUUUUCCUACCCUGAAAUCCACUUUACUUCUACGCCAUAAUCUGGAAUCUUCAAAGUUUCCAAAAGAAACACCAACCAAUCCUUUUCAUUAUACUUUGGAUUCUUGAUCAUGGCUACACCAGGAUCAAGUUCAGAUGGCGAUGAUAUCGAAUUGUACGAGCUUCUUGGCGUCGACAAGAGCGCAAGCCAAAAUGACAUAAAGAAGGCAUACCGAAAGCUUGCGCUUCAACAUCACCCUGACAAAGUUCCCGAAGACCAGCGAGCAGAGUCCGAAGUCAAGUUCAAGACCGUCACGCAGGCGUACGAGAUUCUGCGAGAUGAGGAUAAGCGUGCUCUUUACGACAAGCAUGGCAUGGCUGCAUUCGACCCUACACGAGGAGGAGGUAUGGGUGAAGAGGUGGACAUCAAUGAUAUCCUAGCACAGAUGUUCGGAAUGGGAGUGGGCGGCGGCAUGGGAGGCAUGGGAGGCAUGGGUGGCAUGGGCGGUGGCAUGGGUGGUCCUGGAGGUGGCCCCAGAAGACCCCGACGUGGCCCUGACGAGGAGUCCAAGUAUACCGUCAGCCUCGAAGACCUAUACAAGGGCAAGACCGUUAAAUUUGCUGCCAACAAAAAUGUCGUCUGUGGUAACUGCAAAGGGACUGGUGGCAAAGAGAAGGUGAAGCCUCAGCAAUGCGAUCGUUGCAAGGGUCAUGGUGCUGUAGAAGCCUUCCGCCAAGUCGGACCCGGUCUAGUCACCCGCGAAACCGCUGUAUGUGAUAGGUGUCAGGGUUCCGGUAACUACUUCAAGGAGAAGGACCGAUGCAAGAAGUGCAAGGGCAAGCGAACCGUCCCAGAGACGAAGCCUCUCGAGAUCUACAUACCUCGUGGCUCACGCCAGGGAGAACGAAUCGUGUUGGAGGGUGAAGCCGAUCAACACCCCGAUCAAACCCCUGGCAAUCUCGUAUUCGUUCUCGAAGAAGAAUCUCACGAUGUGUUCAACAGAAUCGGAGACGACCUGUCUGCUGAUCUAGAAGUCACCCUCGCCGAAGCCCUGUGUGGGUUUUCACGCGUCGUCGUCAAGCAUCUUGAUAGCCGAGGAAUUCAUAUCAAUCAUCCGCGAGGCAAGAUUCUGCACCCAGGCCAGGUGCUCAAGGUGGAAGAGGAGGGUAUGCCGCAUAAACGAGGAGAUAUCAAGGGCGACCUUUAUCUCAUCAUCAAGAUCGAGUUUCCUGACGAUGGAUGGCUCAAGGACGAUGCUGCGUACGAGUCUCUUCAGAAGCUCUUGCCAGGUCCCCCACCCGAGAUCAAGGUCGAUGAAGUUGACGAAGUCUCUUAUGACGAAGAUGCUGAUAUUGACGAGAUGGGUGCAAACUCAGGAGAUCCGCGAUUCGGAGACGGUUGGGAGGACGACGACGAAGAGGCUGGCGGACAGCCUCAAUGCGCGCAGCAGUAACGAGUUAUGAGAUAUGACCUUUGAUUCGGCAGAUUGGAAAAAGCCUGACGCAAGCCAUAGAUUUGUAAUGGAACUUGGGGUUUCUAUAAGUUGGUUUGGGUUGGUUUUGCCAUAAAUAAGACAUGGGGAGGAAGGAGGACAGGAUAAAGAAGGACAACAGUCAGGGGAAAAUUCAGGUAUGAUUUUCUCCCAAUGGAUAGUUCAUCGGUAUAUCUCUUUCUCUACACCUAUACGGCAAAUUCUGGGUAAGACGGAACUUUCUAAGUAUCGUCUACCAUUGAUACUCCGUAAUUCAUAGACCAGACACUUCUACCUUGGUGAAAAUAGUGUCAUUGGGAAGACUAGUGUGCUUUGAGAUACAGGCAUAAUUAUGCCAAGAAACUGCAUCAACGGAUUCCAUGUGAAUCUAAUGAUGCGAGCAUGUUAAUUAUUUUGAAAUAUUAAGAGACGUUAUCUACGUAUCAA
This is a messenger RNA of Annulohypoxylon maeteangense, 2120 nucleotides long. Its product is annotated as DnaJ-domain-containing protein. The transcript is spliced from 4 exons. The coding region runs from base 333 to 1655 and encodes 440 amino acids. Gene Ontology annotation, molecular function: ATP binding; Hsp70 protein binding. Gene Ontology annotation, biological process: protein refolding; response to heat. The record is from RefSeq and is a predicted model, not a curated record. Gene Ontology annotation, cellular component: cytoplasm. Lineage: Eukaryota; Fungi; Ascomycota; Sordariomycetes; Xylariales; Hypoxylaceae.